AUGCCUAAAUCAAAAAGAUCAAAAUUAGUGACCCUUUCGCAAACGGACAAAAAAGGAAAAGAGUCCAAGCAUAAACUUUUUGAUGAGGUUCGUUCUGCAUUGGACAAAUACCAAUAUUUUUGGGUAUUAAAAAUGAAUGAUAUAAGAACACCAGUAUUACAAGACAUUCGAUCCGAUUGGGGCCAAGAAUCCAAACUCAUACUAGGCAAGAAGAAAGUGAUUCAAAAAGCUCUCGGCGAAACCCCUGAGGAAGAGUAUCAACAAAACUCAUCGGAAAUAGUUAGAUUUUUACAAAAAUUACCAGGAUUAACACCUGGAUUACUUUUCACAGAUGAAUCCCCAGAUACUGUUAAAGAGUAUUUCAAAGCAUACACUAAGAAGGAUUUUUCUCGAGUAAAUACAAAGUCCCCUAUCAGGUUUGAGAUCCCUGAAGGUAUAGUAUAUUCUCGCGGUGGCCAGAUUCCAGAAGAGGAAGAUGUAGUAAUGUCUCAUUCAUUAGAAGAAACAUUGCGUAAUAAAUACAAGAUCCCAACAAAGAUCAAGUCUGGGAAAAUCAUAUUGGAAAAACCAUAUUUGGUAUGUGAUAAAGGUGAUGUUUUGGAUGUUCGACAAGCUUUAAUUUUGAAACAAUUUGGUGUCGCCUUGAGUGAGUUCAAAGUUCCUUUGCUUGCAUAUUAUGACAAAAGUUCAGGAGCCGCUGAAGCAUUGAAUGUUGAGACUACUGAGUAA
Lodderomyces oxycetoniae is the source of this 729-nucleotide messenger RNA. RefSeq names its product Mrt4p (gene MRT4). Gene Ontology annotation, cellular component: nucleolus; preribosome, large subunit precursor. The coding region runs from base 1 to 729 and encodes 242 amino acids. The record is from RefSeq and is a predicted model, not a curated record. Gene Ontology annotation, biological process: nuclear-transcribed mRNA catabolic process; ribosomal large subunit assembly; ribosomal large subunit biogenesis. Gene Ontology annotation, molecular function: RNA binding. NCBI's taxonomy places the organism in Eukaryota, Fungi, Ascomycota, Pichiomycetes, Serinales, Debaryomycetaceae. The transcript has a single exon.